CGUUCGACUUAAACCUGGAACUGAAUGUGGAAGAAAAUGAACUUGCACCAAUGGCGUAUCUGUUGCCCUCUCUCAUUGGCGUGCUGGUCACAAGUGUCACUAUUCUAUCAGUCUACUUCCUCAUGAAGAGAAUUUGCAGAACCAGAAACAGCCCUGAUCAAAGACAAGACAGUAAUACAUGGGAUCAGCUGAAAGACAUGCCACAUAUGCGAAACAACUCCCAACAAGUGGCGAUGAGUUCCGGCAACUUCCCCAUAGAAGUCAGCACAAGUCAUCAGCCGCCAUCAUGCUCCAUUAAAAUCAACAAUCUCGAGAGAGCACAGAACAACCGAGAUAUAGUUCGUAACAACCGCAACUCCACAGUACCUGAGAAAUGGGCGCGGGAGAUAUUAGAACCAAAUUUGGUGUCGCACCAGCAGCACAAGCAGACUAAGUGUGAUGCGAUCAAGUUAAAGGAGAUGAUCAAGGCGGACUUAGAGCGGCAUCCCGACAUGACUGAAGAAGAGGAGUUCGAAAUGACUGUCAGGUGUUACCAGCUUCGCGACGAGUUUGGAGACCCGACUUUUGUUCCCCUUUUUAGCGGGCUCAACUCACCGUUUAACAAAUCCUCGAAUGUUUGAAACUAAUACAACCCAAAGCACCCGUUAAGGUUUCGAACUAUGUCAAAAACUAUCUUAAUUAUUAUCAAAACAGUUUGAAUGAAAAGUCGUACAAAACUUCAGAAUGAAAAUGGGUUUUAUUGUGGUAAAAAUGAUUGCCAUGAAUUGAAUUUUGAUGAAGUAAAUUGCUGUAGUAUGUUCUAUUUUUGUAAAUACAUUCUUUUCCACUAUUGCUUAAACUAAUUUAU
Symsagittifera roscoffensis is the source of this 847-nucleotide messenger RNA. RefSeq lists its product as uncharacterized. NCBI's taxonomy places the organism in Eukaryota, Metazoa, Xenacoelomorpha, Acoela, Convolutidae. The transcript has 2 exons. Bases 51 to 620 code for a protein of 189 amino acids. The record is from RefSeq and is a predicted model, not a curated record.